This is a messenger RNA of Zalophus californianus (California sea lion), 1086 nucleotides long. RefSeq names its product transcription factor BTF3 homolog 4-like. The record is from RefSeq and is a predicted model, not a curated record. The coding region runs from base 189 to 665 and encodes 158 amino acids. Lineage: Eukaryota; Metazoa; Chordata; Mammalia; Carnivora; Otariidae. The transcript has a single exon.
ACGUGCGAGGAGAGAUGAUAAACACCAAGUUUUUCAAUGUCCUCUGCCCUAGCUUUAUGAUUUGACAUACAAUAGAAUAGUGCAUGUUCCUGGAAACCAUAAAGAAUAUUCUAUUCUUAAAAUAAAAAACAGGCUCUUGCCGCGUGCUGUUGUUGGAGGACCCUCCCUGCUUCAGAUUUACCAACAGCAUGAAUCAAGAAAAGUUAGCCAAACUUCAGGCUCAGGUCCGGAUAGGGGGCAAGGGUACAGCUCGCAGAAAGAAGAAGGUGGUACAUAGAACAGCUACAGCUGAUGACAAAAAACUUCAGAGUUCUCUAAAAAGACUGGCUGUGAAUAAUAUAGCUGGUAUUGAAGAGGUGAACAUGAUUAAAGAUGAUGGGACAGUUAUUCAUUUCAACAAUCCCAAAGUCCAAGCUUCCCUUUCUGCUAACACCUUUGCACUUACUGGUCAUGCAGAAGCCAAACCAAUCACAGAAAUGCUUCCUGGAAUAUUAAGUCCACUUGGUGCUGACAGUUUAACAAGUCUUAGGAAGUUAGCUGAACAGUUCCCUCGGCAAGUGUUGGAUAGCAAAGCACCAAAACCAGAAGACAUUGAUGAAGAGGAUGAUGAUGUUCCAGAUCUCGUAGAAAAUUUUGAUGAGGCAUCAAAGAAUGAAGCUAACUAAAAAUUUUUCUGGAGUUUGGAAGCUGGCAUGGACUAGAUUUAACAAAUCAGCUAUGUGGUUCCAAAGUUUUACAGACAUGGAGAACAUCAACUGUUACUAGUUCAGUAAUAUAAAUAUUUUGUAUAUUAAUAAUGCUGUUUGUUCAGCAUUUUUCGGUCAUUUGAUUUUUCAUUUUGCACUUCCUCCCAGGAUCUAUUCUUUCGGUCAAAAUACGAAGUAUUGGUGCAGUUUGAGGGUGUUUUGGUGUUUGAUUCUCAGUUUUCUGUUUUGUUUUUUCGUUGGGGUAUUUUUGGUGUGUGUAUGUGUAUGUAUGUGUGUGGGUAUGUGUGUAUACAGCGGAGAGCAAAUUGGAAAACAGUUCUAUUUAUCCUCCUUCUUCCCCCAGUAGAAAAUAAAACAAAUCUUUACAUUUGUAAAAAAA